Molecule: messenger RNA, 1173 nt
Organism: Triticum aestivum (bread wheat)
Lineage: Eukaryota; Viridiplantae; Streptophyta; Magnoliopsida; Poales; Poaceae
Product: LRR receptor-like serine/threonine-protein kinase EFR
Exons: 2
Coding region: 1-1173 (390 amino acids)
Molecular function (GO): protein binding
Source: RefSeq, a predicted model, not a curated record
AUGGAAGGAAGUGGGCCGCCGUUCCGAGCGAUCCGGCGGAGCAAAGAUCAGGGAGGCCUUCUUACAUGUGCUAGUCAACCGGCGAGGCUCGCCCCCAUCCUUACCCUACUGUCGUUGCUGCUCAUUUCUUGUGGAGUCGGCAGCAUCCGCUGCUCCUCCUCAACGACGACAAUUCAUGAUAACAGCACGGACAUGAUGUCGCUGCUGGAUUUCAAGCGGGCCAUCACCAACGACUCAAGUCAAGCCUUGAGAUCUUGGCACGUCGGCGUCCCCCUUUGCGGAUGGAAGGGCGUCGUCUGCAGCGGCCCGAAGCAUCCUGGGGGAGUCAUGGGGCUGAACCUUAGGAACCUAUCAUUGUCAGGCACGAUUUCACCGUCGCUUGGGAAUCUAACAUUCCUUAGGAGACUGGACCUGUUCAGUAAUGGCUUCACCGGCGAGAUACCUCCUCUCAGCCGUCUCCAAAGAUUGGAGUACCUUGACUUGGGGUACAACUCACUGCGAGGGAUCAUUCCGGAUAACCUCACAAACUGCUCCAAUCUACGGGACUUAUCCCUGUCCCGCAACUUACUAAUAGGAGAAGUUCCCAGCGGUAUAGGCCGCCUAUCCAAUCUAGUGUCGUUACAGCUUGGAGGAAAUAAUCUCACUGGAGAAAUCCCACCAAGCCUAAAAAACAGCAGUCAACUUGAAAACAUCUGGCUUGCUGAUAAUAAGCUUGCCGGAACCAUUCCUGAUGAGUUGGGAAAACUACCAAAUCUUUCUGAUUUAGACCUUGAUGCAAAUCAGCUAUCAGGUGGAAUCCCAGAAACCCUGUACAAAUACAAUCGGUCUUCUCUCCAAUAUUUAACCUUAGGUUCCAAUAUGCUUGGGAAAACACUGCCAUCUAACUUUGGUGAUACCCCCCUGAAUCUUGAAGCCCUCGAAUUGGAGGAUAACAAUUUUGAAGGCCAUCUCCCAGCGUCACUAGGCAAUAUUUCAGGGCUAUUUUUGUUGGACAUGUCGUUCAACAAUUUCGUUGGUCAAGUUCCAAGUUCUUUUGGUAACUUUGGAACGUUGGAUUACCUAAACCUUCGGCAAAACAAUUUGUCGGGUUUCAUCCCAAUAGAGCUCGGCGGCUUAAAGCUGCUCAACCAUCUGGAUAUGUCUGAUAAUAGUCUGCAAAGUGGAGUGCCAUAA